GCGAAUGUCUUUAGGACAGCACUAAAAUCUGUGUACAGGGGGCUCACCUGAGACUUCAGAUAUGGAGCUAUCACACACCACACAGAGGCUAAAGAGAGGCGAAAGGCGAGAGUGAAGAGUUCAUCUGCUGCUACAUUAUUCAGUGAUAUGAUAGCAACUUUGGCAUUGACCAGGGACGGGGUUGAAGCUGCGAAAAAGGACUGCAUUAGCCAUAUUAGUACUCCCAUUUAUUUUUAAACAUCUGAUGCAAAUAGUGGUGCAAUCCCAGGUCUAGACAUCACCGGUGGGCAGUUAAACUUUUUCCAGGCCCAUCUAAGGUCUUUUCCUAACUGGAUCUAACUGGAUUUUUUGGAUACUGGAACCCGGAGGCAGUGUUACAGUACUUCCCAUGGAUCCAAACAUCCAGGGGUCUUUCCUGUUCAACAACAGCCUGAACCAAUUUCCCUCGGACCUCAAGGCUCCAGUGUGCCAGUACUCAGUGCCCAACUCCUUUUACAAGCUCAACACGGGCCUGAACAGCCAGCUUCCAGCCGGGACGCCCCACGGCAUCAGCGACAUCCUGAGCCGCUCCAUGGUGGGGGUGGGCUCCACGGGCACCACCACCCUGCUGUCCGGAUACUCCACCAUGGGGGGCUUCGGCCCCUCCGUCACCGGCACGUCCAUGUACUAUAACCGAGACUACAACUCCUCGCUGGGCGGCUUCUCCAAACCCGGAGCUGAAUGCCCCAUGAAGGGUCGCAGUGUGAGCUGCUGGGCAGAAAGCAGCUGUGACUGGAGAGGAGGCAGGCAGCAGUGCACCAACAGUGGUGGUCCUCUGGGGGAGAUGUCAGGAAGGAAGAAACACACCAGACCAACAUUCAGUGGACAUCAGAUAUUCGCUCUGGAAAAAACCUUUGAGCAGACUAAAUACUUGGCCGGGCCUGAGAGAGCCAGACUGGCUUAUUCUCUGGGGAUGACGGAAUCCCAGGUUAAGGUGUGGUUUCAAAACCGACGCACCAAGUGGAGGAAAAAAAGCGCCUCGGAGCCCAGUUCCACGCAGGUCAGCCACGCAGGGCAGGGCGGCGAGGCCUCGGACAACGAAGUAGAGGACGAAGAGUACAACAAACCCCUAGACCCCGACUCUGACGACGACAAGAUCCGACUUCUGCUGCGCAAACACCGCAGGGCUUUCUCGGUGCUGCGCCUCGGACCGCAUCACGUUUGACACGUUUGACACGGACGCGCGCACAUACACACACGUACACAUCCACACACGCUCCUCAGUGGGCAUGCAUGCUGUAAUGAAGUGUAAAAAUAUAUAUAUAAUAAUUAGUUUUGAAUACAGUGUUUAAUCCGAGAGCAGUUACGCAUGUUCAGAGGAGCGCAUCUGUGCUCAGACUCAGACAAACCAUCAGACUGUCACAACUGAGCAGGAAACAUUUACUUUUAUAAGUUACUGUGAGAAAUUAUCUCUGGUUAAUGUUACACUGUUGCGUGGAAGAAAAGUGUUAUAUGUAUUAUUUUGUAAAAAGAUGAAAAAAAUGACAUGAAAAAAAACCCUGCAUGAUGCUAUU
This is a messenger RNA of Sphaeramia orbicularis (orbiculate cardinalfish), 1553 nucleotides long. It is a transcript of the gene nkx6-3, whose product is annotated as NK6 homeobox 3. The transcript is spliced from 3 exons. Gene Ontology annotation, molecular function: DNA-binding transcription factor activity, RNA polymerase II-specific; RNA polymerase II cis-regulatory region sequence-specific DNA binding. Gene Ontology annotation, cellular component: nucleus. The record is from RefSeq and is a predicted model, not a curated record. Lineage: Eukaryota; Metazoa; Chordata; Actinopteri; Kurtiformes; Apogonidae. Gene Ontology annotation, biological process: regulation of transcription by RNA polymerase II; cell differentiation. The coding region runs from base 389 to 1204 and encodes 271 amino acids.